Cotesia congregata is the source of this 1716-nucleotide messenger RNA. The record is from the annotation of a GenBank genome assembly. NCBI's taxonomy places the organism in Eukaryota, Metazoa, Arthropoda, Insecta, Hymenoptera, Braconidae.
AGCGCACAAGAAGAGCGAGAAUCUUUGCUUUGUAAACAGGAAGAGCUAACUUCAGAAUUGAAAAGCUUACGGGCAUCUGCUGAAACAAAUGCAAAUGAAUUAGAACGCUUGGUAAAACAUGUUCACCACCUUGAGUUAAUUGUUGACUCAGAUAAUUUAGAAAGAAAGCAGUUGAGUUCAGAAUUGACUGAAGUUAAACAAGAAAGUGCAAAUAAAAGUCUCGAAAUCAAUCGACUUGUAACUUUAUUAGAAAAUGCUCGUGCCAAAGUUGAAGAAUUAAAAGUUUCAAAACAGCUUGAAACAACAAGUGAAGCCGAUGAACUUCUUAAUACUGUAAGACGAGAAAAAGACACUCUCGAAACACAAGCUGCUGUCUUACAAGAACAAUUGGCUCGUUCACAUUGUGAUUAUGACAGAUUAAGAGAUCAAUAUUCACAAUUACAAGAAGAAUUCAAAGUUACCCGUAACAACGCUAAAUCAUCCAUAGACGAUUUAGAAUAUCGCUUGAGCCAAUUAAAUGAUGAGCGAAUAUCAGCCAAUACGGAAUUACAACUAGUUCGAGACUCAUUAUCUGAGUUGCAAAAUCAAUGUCAACGACAUUUAGAAGAUAAACGAGAGCUUAAAGUUUUAUUGAGUGAAGCUCAACGACGAGAACGCGAUGCACAACAUCACUAUUAUGAUUUAGAACAAGCACUUAAUAAUGAACGAAAAUUACGACAAGAAAAAAAUGCUGAGUGGGAACAAUUUCAAAAUGAUUUAUUAAUGACGGUUCGUGUCGCAAAUGAUUUUAAAACAGAAGCGCAAUCUGAACUUGAACGUGUUCUUAUGGAAAACAGAACACUACGGGAAAAAUUGAGAUUACUUGAAUCUCAACUAGAAAAACUUAGUAAUGUAAAUCAGAAAAAUGUUUCACUGGCGUUACGACAAACUUUGCCCCCUACCGAAACUCAACAAAAUGUAUUGACUGAGGUUAAACAAGAAGUAGUAGCUCGUCGGAAAUCUAAUCUCUCACGGCAAGAUUCUAGACUAUCUGUAAAAUGUUUGAUUGAAAGUAUUGAAAACGCUACUAAGCAAGCAAAAGCUGGACCAGGCAGUCAAAGUAGUUCUACAUCUUCUUUAAAUUCUAUUGGAGCUAAUGAUUUAUUGAACCUAAAAUCUUCAUUACGUGAUCAGCAACAAAUUAGUAACAUUAUCAGUGCUACAAAUUCACCGAAUUUAAUUAAAAUUCAUAAUUUUGAUAAUAAGAAAUUAACAUUUUCAGAACCAUCAAAAUCUACACUUAUAAAUUUAAAUUCAAAAGAACUGUUGGAUUCUGCAACAUUAAAUGUAAAUACUAUUGAUUUUGUCCGACGAAACAGUAUAACAGAUCUUACUGGUAAAGAUCCUUUAUGUGGAUUGGUUAAAAAUGGUGGUUCUAAGAGAAAUGCAUUACUUAAAUGGUGUCAAAAUAAAACAAUAGGUUAUCGAAACAUCGAUAUUACGAAUUUCAGUAGUUCCUGGAAUGAUGGUCUUGCACUUUGUGCUAUUCUUCAUUCAUAUCUACCCGACAAAAUACCUUAUGAUUCUUUAAAUCCAUCUGAUAAGAAGAAAAAUUUUUAUUUAGCAUUUUCAGCAGCUGAAAGCGUAGGAAUCCCAACGACAUUAGUAAGUAAAAGUUAUUUUCAUUCACAAUUAAUAGUUAAUAUAUAUUCAACUCAACAUUUUUUAUACUUUUAG